UUUAAUUGAAUUGAUGUCACCAUUGCCCUAAAAAAAACUUGUUCUACUAAACCGACAUGAAUUAACAUAAAUGACAUACCAAUAAUCAGACCAUUAACCGACAUAAACCGGUUAGACAACCCUACUUGCUCGCCAAACCAUCGAAUACGCGGGAAGUUUUAGUGGUUAAAUCAGAAGAAAUGCGGGAAAAGUAGAAAUCCUUGAACUUCGAUUUUUUCGAAAUUCCUUUUCAUAGGUUCAUCCGGCGCGGAGCCCAGCACUUGGGGCCGGGGGAAUGAAAUUCGCCGGAGCGAAGCAAAACCUUGCAACCAGACUGGCUUGAAAACUGACGCAGCUCAGAAAGGUUUUGGAGGCAAAAGGAAGAUCAUUCACAAAGAGGGGCGAAAAAUGAAACCAAAGGACGGUCCAAUUAGAGCUAUAGGCCAGAGAUCCAUUACUUCUUCCUUCGUUUCCCCCUCUUCUUCAAACCGCUGGAACGAAAUCAGCACUCUGGAUUCCGAUGCCGCCGGCGAGCUGAAGAAAGACGGUGCGGUGAGUUCUUCAAAGUUGUCGCUCUCUGAUUUCCUCAACAAGAAGCUUCACAAAACUGCCGUUGUUCGCUCCAGAUCACUGAAGGGUAAGUCCCAGCCUUUUCUAUCGCCGUUAGGACGUAUAACCGAGAGCAGCGUUAGUGGGGGCUCGAAGGAUGACAAAGAAGAGAGGAACUCCUCGGUCGUAGUGGAGGAUGAAGUAGUGUUUCAGCUGUUUAAGAAGCCUGCUGUUGGUGAAAAGGGAAAUGAUGCUGCUGAUUCAUCGAGUAGAUUUGGCACAAUCGGGAAACCAACUGAUUCCAGCAAUUCGACUGGUUUAAGUUCAUCUGAACCAGAUUGCUCGCCCAUAACAGGUACAUGAAAACUGAGACCUUUUGGAUGAACUGUUUCAAAAUAUAUCUACUAUGUUUCAGUUUCUUCGUAAGCUCUUUUGCUGUCAAAAUGCUAGGAACCUCCAAGAGACAAUACAUUUCUAUAUCUGUUUCCCCUCCUCCUGGCAAGAUAAUGAAUCUCGACAACCCUU
Molecule: messenger RNA, 1053 nt
Organism: Linum trigynum
Lineage: Eukaryota; Viridiplantae; Streptophyta; Magnoliopsida; Malpighiales; Linaceae
Source: the annotation of a GenBank genome assembly